Messenger RNA from Aethina tumida (small hive beetle), 2236 nucleotides. RefSeq lists its product as uncharacterized. Gene Ontology annotation, biological process: protein localization to plasma membrane. Lineage: Eukaryota; Metazoa; Arthropoda; Insecta; Coleoptera; Nitidulidae. Bases 1 to 1782 code for a protein of 593 amino acids. The record is from RefSeq and is a predicted model, not a curated record. The transcript has 6 exons. Gene Ontology annotation, cellular component: plasma membrane.
AUGUCAGACCCCAACGAUAUUCACAGUUCUCACAAGAGAAAUGUCCAUGCCAUCGCAUCAAACGAAUUUAUUAAUCCACAACAUUCUGAAUCGCAACAUGAACCCUCAAAAAUAAAUUUAAAAUCCAACUUGUCACAAGUAACAUUGAAGACAUUCCAAGAAAAAGAUGAGCUGCAUGGGGAUAAGCCAUCAUAUAUAACAUCAAACCUUAAAAAGAAGAUUUUCACGAAGAAAAAUGAACAACAACAAAUUCAAGAAGUGAUGAGUCGACUCAGACAAACUUGCUUCAUCACCACAAGAGACAGACACAAACAACAUGAAUAUAGAAGUAAUGGUUUAAAGAUAAUCAAGUAUAUAAUAAGCAAGUUUUCAGCCGAUAAACUCUCAUAUUUACAUAUGGUUCAUAUUUUAUGGGGGUAUCUAACGUGCAUUCACCAUUUUCAGACCAGACUCAUUUUGAAAAGUGGUAUUAUAAGCUGGAGUAGGCAAAAGAAGUUUAACAGGGUGGCCAAGUUUCUCGACGACUUGCUUAAGUAUUUUCCGAAAGGAUCCCAUGUUAUUAUUGUUAGCGCAGUGAUGACGUUUUUCAAAGUGGGAAAGUUGUGGGAAAACGAACAAGUUUGCCAUUUGGUGUUGGGAAGAACCAUGACAUUUACCAUGAAUAUUGAAGAUUCCCUUCUCUUCAUCAUUAAUACUGCAGAAGAAUUGUCGCUGUCCGAUUCGAGUCAAGCGAGGGACGUCAUUCAGAUUUUGUACCAACUGUUGCAAUUUAUGAAGUUUCAAGAUCUAUCUGAAGCCUUUAUGACUAAAUUGAUGUACAUGUACCAACUAAGUAUCGAUACAUCACCACGUGACAAGUUCAAAUACGGAUAUCUUAAAGAAGGGGUUCAAUAUUCCCUAAAAGUGUGCAUUAAGUAUUUUCCAAAGCAACGCAAAUCCAAAUUGUUAGAAUUGAUCUUAGAUAUUGUGGAUAAACAAAACCUGUCUGAAAAUGGUAUCAUCAACUUCGGUUUGUUGGCAGAAAUGGCGGCUUUCCGUUUAAUGUACGAUUCCCCUUUGCUUUCAAUACCGAAGAAAAUGCUGACGCUCUGUUUCAAAUUCAUCAUAUCCCAUUGCGUGUACAAAAGUCUAUUGGGCUUGGUCGUCUACCAGAACCUUUGGGAUCGGUUUGUGAACCGUCCUUACUUCAGUACUCCGGUGAUCUUUAAGGACGAGGGCAAUUAUCAUCUGACUUUUGGCUCUUACACGCCACAAAGCAAGAACUAUUUUAACAACGAUUUGAAGGACGCCUUCCAAAACUGUUUCUUGGACUGUCUGAGGCACAAUUGCAACAACAAGAUUGUUCUCGAGCACAUUUUCACAUGCAUCGCACUAAAUUUGUGCGACUUGCCGUGUGGAGUAGUGGCUUCAUCCGCCGCCUGUUUGGCUAUGAAAAUACAAGAGUAUUCCCUAAGCGCACGCGACAGUCUUUCUUACGAGCAUCAGUUCCAUCUACAUGCUAUGGUAGUAUCAAUUUUGUCUUUGAUCUGUUACAUAUUCCAAGCGGAUGAACUCCACGAUUACAUCAACAGGAUAAUACACAAAAGGGCAAUGUUCGGUCCGCAUUUGCUUCCUCCUUUGAGGCCCACGUACGAGUACGCACCGCACCACAUAUUGUACAAUUACGGGGAUUUCUACGUAGAGGACUGGGAACUCAGAUACGGCCUGUGGAAAUGUUUCAGGGAACAUCAGAUCGUGAACAUCAGGGAGAAGAAAAACACGAACUUUCCAAAUAACGCCUGACAACCCGAACUGUGGCCUAAUUAAAAUUUGUUUAAUGAAAGCGUCCGUUUUUCGGAUGCGACUGAAAACGUGUAGCGACGUCGGAAUUGGGGGAGCCGACGGAGGUGGGAGUCCUCUCGGAAGGCCAUCCUUCGGAAACGUUCGCGUUAUCCUUAUUUCAUUACGAAUGCGUCCGCUUUCGUCGAUUUCGCGUGGGCGACGUGAAUUAUGCGAUGCCAUUAAGAUUGGAGCUCUCGGUUGCGGCACAGUUUUUUUUUUCAACGUGCAGUCUGAUGGAAAUUAGUCUGUCAUCGCACUUUGUUUGUUCGUAAAAAUACUGGUUCGGGUUGUUCGAUCUAAAAUAAUCUAAUGUUGAUCGGCUCAAAUUGUAAGAAGAAACAUUGUGACAAAAAAGUCACAUACUAACAUUUGCUUCUUAUAAUUCUCUUUUAUUAAAUUAAAGAAAUUUAAUCAA